CUUUUAUUGAAAAAUUAAAAUAAACACUAGUAAAAUAGGUGAAUUUAUAUAGAAAACAAUCCAUUACCCCACAACCAAUAACAUAGAUAUGAUAUCCUCGGGGACUCGAAACAUGCCGGCGACGACGGAUAUCGAGGUACAAUUUGCUACUAUUCUCAAGGAGUAUCAAUUGAAAACAGACGUUGAAGAAUUCGACAUCAUCGGCAAAUUCAAAUCACUCUGUGCCCAACGAGCACUUGCUAUCGGUACUACCUUAGAAGGUCAGGAAGUUUCGGCUGAGUUUGACCACUGGGACUUAGAAACCAAAUUGUGGCAUUUGGUGGAGUUAUUAUCAUCAUUCCGAUUAUCGAGAUGGGACAUACUGUUACUUAAAGAAUAUGAGAUGUCAUCGCUUGGUACCAAGCAAGAGAACUAUUUACGUCAGAAUCCUCAAAUCAUAGAGUUGUAUCGAAUUAUUGAAUGGCUUCAAACUAAUACACGAAAUGUGGAUACUGAGGGAGUUGAACUGUAUCAAAUGAAGUGGAAUAACACUAGACUUGCAGUGGUAAACAAAGACUAUGAUAUUCUCCUCAAUAAUAUUCCUGCUCAUAAUCUUGUGGAUACUUUGGAUGUAGAUUCUCCAUUACGUUCGAAUAAGUCCAUUCAUCCACAUGAUGAAGCUGUUGAUUCAACUAAUUUCCACAUCAUAUAUAAACUAGUACUUGCCAAUAGAGUAACAGAUGCAUUGGAGAUAGCUCGUAAUACUGGCAACUACGCCUUAGCCUUGAUCCUUCUUGGUUAUACCCAGACGUACUACGACCCUAUAAUUGAUAAACGGGAUGAAGAAGAUAUCAAAGAUAUCAAUGAUGGUGAAGAUGGUGAAGAUGGUGAAAUUCUUCCUUCUAUUGCUUCUGGUACGAAGCACAAACUCUUAUGGACUAAAGCCGUAUACAAAUUGUCACAACAACCUAAUCUUAACAAAUAUGAAAGAUUGAUUUAUUCAUACUUAAGUGGAGGUGAUGUAAGUGCCAAUCUUAGUGAAGCAGCUGAUGAUUGGGCAGAAUCCCUUUUGAUAUACACCUCUCAACUAUACACCUACAAAUUACAAGAGUUUAUGAUAAAUCUAUACAAAGAUCAAAAUUCAGAUGAAGAUAUUCCUUCAAUUGUGAUUCUUCCGCCUCAAUUGACUACUCUAGACGAUAUCUUAAAUGCAUUACUGAAAUCUGGCACGACUGUAUCGCAGCAAAGUCAACACCCAUUAAGGGUAAUUUCCGGUAGUAUUAUGAUAGACAAGGUAUCAUCAUUACUCCAUAAUUUACUCCAUAAACAUGCCCAAGAUAACGCUACUUUGAAUCAACCUCAUCUUACUCGAGUACUUACCCAUUUAGCCAUCUUUAAAUCCAUUAUAGGCGGAGAUAACCCUGUCCUUCCAGAGGAUUUAACCACCAUUAUUACUUUAUACAUAGCUCAACUUUCUGAUAGUAAACUCACCGAUUUGAUUCCUAUCUAUUUAUCGUUUAUACCCGAUGAAAAGGAUGCCAGAGAGGCAUACUCCUUACUCCUUUCCACUAUUACAGACUAUGAUGAACGGUUGAAGCAGAUUGAAAUAUCCAAGCGUAUCAAUGAUCACAGCACUGAUGUGGUAAUGCUCGACAACACCAACACCAACAAUAACAAUAGCAAUAACAACAAUCAGGAUAAGAUGAUUAAUGUAUUGAGACGUACAGUUGAACGAGUAUUGAGUGAGACAGAAAGUUACUAUAGAGAUUUACAGAGUAGUGCAUCCAUUGAAGUUCAGGAGUCUGAAGAUACUAUUGAUGAUAUGGACUAUAAACUCUAUCGGUCCGUCGAGUAUUUCUAUGAGAACAAUAUGUAUGAAGAUGCCAUUAGUGCCACAGUAACUAUCAUUAGAAGGUUUCUCCUUUGUGGUAAACUCUCAGCCCUCAAACAAUUUGCCAAGGGGAAGAGCUUCAAGAGUAUCAUCAACAAUUACGAUGUACAAUUACUUGCCAAGGAACAUGAUGAGGGACAUAUUAGUGAAGAAACUAAGCUUGAAUUAUUGGAAUAUUCUCAGUUAUUGGAGGCCCUCAUAUUGAUAGAUGAUUGGAGGAACUUUGCUAGUAUCACUAAUGAUACUGGCAAGUGGAAGUCAAGUGCCGUAUCCAAUUCUAUAGAGAAGACUAGUAAGACAUUGACUAAGUUAAUCUUUGAUUGGUUCAAAGGGUUAAGUCAUUCUGAUGAUAAGGCUAUCUAUACUCGAUACAGAGCCAUCUAUGUACCAUAUCUCAUCAUUGAAUUAUUGGAAAUCUAUCAAAAUUCAAGAUUGAAUGACUGGAAGUAUAUGAGACAAGUGUUUACGUUAAUUAACCAAGUAGCUAAUGAGGAAGACAAUGAUUUCUUAGAAUGUUUCCAGGCUAGUGGACGAUUACAAGAGUUUUUGGUUAAGGUAGGUGAGAUAUCAGUAGUGGCUAGUGAGAGAGGAAUUCAGGGAGUCUUCUAUUAGAUAGUUAUAAUUGUAGUUAUAGUAAUAGUGAUAUAGACAUAUAUAAAUACAUAAAUACAUACUUACAUAC
Messenger RNA from Scheffersomyces amazonensis, 2552 nucleotides. It is a transcript of the gene NUP84, whose product is annotated as Nup84p. The record is from RefSeq and is a predicted model, not a curated record. Lineage: Eukaryota; Fungi; Ascomycota; Pichiomycetes; Serinales; Debaryomycetaceae. Gene Ontology annotation, biological process: protein import into nucleus; mRNA export from nucleus; post-transcriptional tethering of RNA polymerase II gene DNA at nuclear periphery. The coding region runs from base 89 to 2482 and encodes 797 amino acids. The transcript has a single exon. Gene Ontology annotation, molecular function: structural constituent of nuclear pore. Gene Ontology annotation, cellular component: nuclear pore outer ring; nuclear pore.